Molecule: messenger RNA, 1229 nt
Organism: Brassica napus (rape)
Lineage: Eukaryota; Viridiplantae; Streptophyta; Magnoliopsida; Brassicales; Brassicaceae
Product: zinc finger protein AZF1-like
Exons: 1
Coding region: 311-913 (200 amino acids)
Molecular function (GO): DNA-binding transcription factor activity
Source: RefSeq, a predicted model, not a curated record
UAUUUUAUGUACGGAAUGAAAUUAGUUCAAUGUUUAUAUUUCUCUCUGUAUAUUAAUAAAAUAUAAUAAUUAUUAAAGAUUAAAAAAUAGGAUGAGACAUUAAUGGCUAUAGAGGAAUAAGAGAAGAAGCACCACUUAGAGCCCACGUUCCAACUCUUAAUCACCCAAAAAUUAUACACAAAGACGUGCUUCUCACAUCUCAUCUCACUCCCUCACCAGCUCACUUCACUCAAUCCUCUUUAUAUUUCUUUCCUUUUUUAAUUGUUAUACAACAAUCUCUCUCAAUCCUCAAGUAAUCAGAGGUGACCAUAUGGCUCUCGACACUCUCAAUUCUCCAACCUCCACCACCGCUCCUCCUCCUUUCCUAACCGAGCCGGAGAAUCUUGAGUCAUGGACCAAAAGAAAACGCACAAAACGACACCGAACUGUAGAUCAGUCACACCCUCCUUCCGAAGAAGAGUAUCUUGCUAUCUGCCUCCUCAUGCUUGCUCGUGGCUCCUCCUCCUCCUCCUCCAAUGAUGGUAAUGAUCAUCACUCUCCUCCUGCUCCACCGUCCGAUCAUCACCACCGAGACUACAAGUGCUCCGUCUGUGGCAAAUCUUUCCCGUCUUAUCAAGCGUUAGGUGGACACAAAACCAGUCACCGGAAACCGGUUAGUAAUACUAAUUGCCAAGAUACUAAUAACAGUGCUAACGGUUCCGUUACUAAUAACGGAAAUAUUAGUAACGGUUUAAUUAGUCAAAGUGGGAAGACUCAUAAGUGCUCUAUCUGUUUUAAGUCGUUUCCAUCUGGUCAAGCAUUGGGUGGUCACAAACGGUGUCAUUACGACGGUGGUAACGGUAACGGUAGUAAUAAUCACGGCUUUGACCUGAAUUUACCGGCUGAUCACGAUGAAACACUUGUAAAAUGUUAACUCUCCGGCGAAGAAUCAAAGUCGGCCUUUUAGCAAAAAAAAAGAAUCAAAGUCGGAGUCGGAUUAUUAUUAAUUUUUACCGAUCAGCUAGCUAGUGUGGAUCAUUAGCUGAGAUGUUGAUGAGUCUGUAAUGAAAAUGAUUGGAGUGGACUUUGGAUUUUUUUUACUUUCUUUUUUACGUAUACGAAAAUAAAAAAAUCUUCAUAUGAUUAUUCGUUUUUGGGUUUUGUUUAUAAAAAGUAAAUAAAGAGGAUAUAUUUGGAUUUGUAUUUUUGCUUUAAUAAGAGAAAUAAUAAAAGAGAAAUGGUUAAUGAAA